GGAAUCUUCAUCUCUAUUUACUUCUGUAUUGUGCGGAAUUGAAUCGCGGAAAACUAGCUAAAAUGUGCUCUAGAAACGUUAAAACCAGACAAUGAAGCUAUAUUGGUGUACCUAGGGAACAACUCGGGUAGCUACAGCCUCCAUCGAGGCAAUUGCAAGUGGAAUUUUCCCACAGCGAGUGGGCGGUGGUGGGAGUUAAUGAAAGAGAGGGGGCGACGACGCCAGAGGGAGAGUGUGUGAAACUGGUGCAAUAUUAUUAAAUUGUAGGCAAUGCAUCUGCCGGAUCGAAGCCGCUUCACGCGAGCCUAUAUUUAGCGCAUGACGCAUGGUCAGCCAGUGGGGAGUGCUCUGCGAUCUCGUUAGAUAGAAGCUGUGCCUCCAAUGUCAUCCAAGUAUCAGACGGCGAAUAGUGAUGCCAUCGCCUUGCCCGCGUACCCACUAAUCCCGAGCAGGGACCCAAGGGAUCAACGCAAGUCGCAAAGUAAUAAGCAACGAGAGCCAUUCGUAUUCUUCAUAAUGCGGCUAAAUUUGAAAGCAGUGAUGCUCGUUUUAACCGUGGCCGUGGUGGUGAUAACCUUAGGCGUUUACAUGCGAUGUGCCGCCUUCUCAUUUUCACCGGACUUUGUGCGUCAGUUUAAUCGGCACCAUGAGAGUCAAUCCUCCAGUGCUGCGCAAACCUCGGAUGCGCUGCAGGACAUUGAGUGCUCCAUCAAUCAGGAGUACAGCGUUCACUGCAAGCGAGAUGAGAAUGCCAACGAGGUGUACGUGCCCUUCUCCUUCCUACGCAAUUACUUCGAUGUGAGCGGGGCAGUCACAACCAGCGGCACUGAGGUGGCCAAAUUCAAUUGGAUGCACAGCACAGCCAAGGUUAAUCUGCCCAAGGGCAAGUACGAUGCCCGUGGCGUGUUCAUGUACUUUGAGAACUACAACGUAGAGGUGCGCGAUCGGGUGAAGUGCAUCAGCGCCGCCGAGGGAGUACCCGUGAGCACGCAGUGGGAGAAACGGGGCUACUUCUACCCCACGCAAAUAGCCCAGUUUGCCCUAUCCCAUUACAGCAAGAAUCUGACGGAGCAGCCGGCCCGAGUGCACGUUCUGGAGGAUGGCGAUGGCUCUCAGAUGGAUUGGACAACGCCCAAGACCAGUAAUAUGACACGCAUCUGGCAUCAUAAGUUCAACACCAGCGUGGUUCAGUUCGAGACGGCCAUUGGCUACGAGAGCGCCAUCAGCAUUGCGCUCAACCAGACGCUGGAUCUACUUCUGAGCGUGGAUCUGCUCCUGGUGACCAACAGCAGCAGCCUUAUGGUCACGGUCCAGAACCGUGACACCAAGCACAGCUAUAACCUCCAUUAUAUUCCCGCCGAUCUUCUGCUCAGUGUGCAGGACUCGAACAUCUAUUACGGAUUGGGUGCAUCGGCUCUGAACAAAUGGCGCCACAUCACCCGGGAUCUGCACAUCGAUGUGCAGAAGGGCAUUGUGCUCGGGGACAAGCGAUCACCGCUUAAGGUACGCCGCUCCGAUUUGGAAGUGCUGUCUGUCGCCUUCCUGGGCAUCGGCUUCUACGACAACAUUACGUUGUCCACCAGCGAGCACAUGGCGCAUUUCUAUGAUGCUGCCGAAUGGUUUGUCCACAAUCAGGACCCCAAGUCAGGUGGCUGGACGAACCCUGUGCGCCGCAGUCUCAAUGGUUUUGCCGAGCUGCGUCCAGGUUGGAUUUCGGCCAUGGGCCAGGGCCAUGCCAUAUCCGUUUUGGCGCGAGCGUACUGGCAUUCCGGUGGCGAUGAGCGGUACCUCAAGGCAGCUGCAGCAGGACUCCAGCCAUACAGGGUAUUCUCGCAGGACGGCGGCGUUCUGUCGCAGUUCAUGGACAAAUUCUAUUGGUACGAGGAGUAUCCCACAACGCCGCCAUCCUUUGUUCUGAACGGUUUCAUCUAUUCGCUGUUGGGUCUCUACGAUCUGAACAGCACGGCGCCAGCUAAAAUCGCACGAGAGGCUGGCCAACUGUUUGCCCAGGGCAUGUACUCGCUGAAGAAGAUGCUUCUGCUGUACGACACGGGCUCCGGCACCAGCUACGAUCUGCGGCAUCUCAGCCUUGGUGUGGCACCAAAUUUGGCACGCUGGGACUACCAUGCAACGCAUGUGAAUCAACUGCUACUUUUGGCCACCAUUGACAGCGAUCCGCUGAUUGCACAGACCGCUGAGCGCUGGAAGGGCUAUAUGUUUGGCAAGCGGGCCAAGCACAACUGAGAACUAAGGAAACUGGCGACCUAUCGUCGUCGAAAAAGUGAUAUUUUGUAAGGCUUAUUCAUAAUGCUUAACCAUUCUAAAUGGUUGCAUCUUGUGCCGUGCCCUUUCCACAUCCCCACACUCCCGUUUCGGACCAUCGCUCGUAUGAUUUUCGUCCUCGUCCUUGUGCUUAAUAUUUGAUUUAUGAAUAUGUUGUAAUAAGCUAAUGUUUAAUGUUAAGCUAAUGUACCUUUAGCUUCGAUUGCUGUUGGCCUCAUCUUUAAUCAUCUGUUGACCCAUCUUGAUAGCGUAAUUGUUUCC
This is a messenger RNA of Drosophila subobscura, 2544 nucleotides long. It is a transcript of the gene Hsepi, whose product is annotated as D-glucuronyl C5-epimerase B. Lineage: Eukaryota; Metazoa; Arthropoda; Insecta; Diptera; Drosophilidae. The transcript has 3 exons. Gene Ontology annotation, cellular component: Golgi apparatus. The record is from RefSeq and is a predicted model, not a curated record. Gene Ontology annotation, molecular function: heparosan-N-sulfate-glucuronate 5-epimerase activity. The coding region runs from base 382 to 2244 and encodes 620 amino acids. Gene Ontology annotation, biological process: heparan sulfate proteoglycan biosynthetic process.